CAAUAACCUCCUACUACACUUACUCGAACAGCUGUUUUCUGAUAUUAUAUGGACAUUGGUUUUCUCUUUUUGGCAUUUUAACAUUUUCUGAUUUAGUAGUGCAGUAACCUUCUGUAGGUGGUACUAAAAUGGAUUCAGUUUUGUAAUUAAGUAAUAAGAAGUAUUUCAUUAUCCCUAACCUUUUAAUAUUUUAACCCAGCUACUAACAUUUAAUGAAGUGCAGUAUUAUUUAAAUUUUAUUUUCUAUAUAAUUGUCAUCUAAGUGCAAAGAAGAUGUUGCAUCAAGCAAGAUUUGAUUUUGAUGACCCUAUUUGGGACCAACGUUCCUAUUUUGGAAGAUUUAAGUACUUCGCUUGGAUAACAGAUCCCCGAUUAAAUUUUGUAAGUGACAAAUGUCUUGAUCAAGCGAAAAACCUUCGAACAUUGUAUUUACAACAUCGGGAACCUCCUGGAACUACACGAGAGGAAUUAUUGUAUGCAAAAAAGUUAUAUGAAAGUGCUUUUCACCCAGAUACUGGUGAUAAGAUGAAUAUAUUUGGAAGAAUGUCUUUUCAAAUGCCUGGAGGAAUGCUAAUUACUGGUGCAAUGUUGACAUGGUACAGAACUGUUCCAGCAUUGGUAUUUUGGCAAUGGGUGAAUCAAUCUUUCAAUGCAUUUGUCAAUUAUACAAAUCGAAAUGCGAAUUCUCCAUUGACUGUUACACAACUGGGUGUAGCUUAUGUAACUGCCACAACAGCUGCCUGUCUCACUGCCAUAGGAUUUAAAAACUUUCUCGUCAAGCGAACUGGUCCACUUCUUCAGAGAUACGUUCCAUUUGCCGCUGUUGCUGCAGCUAACUGUGUUAACAUUCCAUUAAUGAGACAAAAUGAGAUCAUAAAUGGGGUAGAUGUAUUUGAUGCUGAUGAUAAAAAAGUUGGUGAAUCAAGGAUAGCAGCUGUUAAGGGUAUAAGUCAAGUGAUAUUUUCUAGAAUACUGAUGUGUGCCCCUGGAAUGACCAUCUUACCAGUUGUAAUGGAGCAGUUAGUGAAAAAUUGUUGGUUCCGUACUAAUCUGUGGUUCCAUGCACCAUUUCAAACCAUAGCAUGUGGUGUUUCUCUUACGAUGAUGGUUCCUGCAGCUUGUGCUAUAUUUCCGCAAAGAUGCUCUCUCCAAACUAAUACAAUGCGGCUUUUUGAAGAAGAAAGAUAUAAUCGAUUACGAAAAGUGAAUGAUGUCAUUCCAGAACGUGUCUACUUCAAUAAAGGGCUUUAAUGGAUCUACGUGUAUGAAAAUAUGAAUUAGAAGUAUUUAGUGGUGUAGAAAGAAGAUGAGUAAUGCCCUCAGUUAACUCUGUUGCUGGUACUUAUUCUAGAGAGUUACAGAAUAUUUUCUGAUUUUACAAAAUUUUCAUUUUUAACUCUAGUCGUUUUUUAUUUGGUUUGUUAUUGAGUUGGUGAAAUCAUAGAUUUUAAAUUUGUUUCUAACGCUUAUUAUGUUUUAAUUAAAAUUUGACGGGUGAUUAUUUUUAUUCUAUGCUGUAUGUGAGAGCGAGACAAUAAUUGGAGUGCAUAAUAUUUAUUUUUAAGAACUUAUAUUUUGUUUUGUGUUUUGAUGUCCAUUGAUAGAUGAAACCUUAUUAUGUUAAUUAAAAAUUAGGGUAUUUAAUACAACUUUAAAUUGCUGCAUUUGUAAGUCUUUCUUCUUUGUUGAACUAAUCUUGUGAUGUUAUGUUUCAUAUUUUUAUGUCAUUUUAUUUGUUUGGGUACAUUGUUGAUGAAAUUGUUUUAACAUACCAAAAUAAUAAAAUCUCAGGGUUCCAUUACAAAAAGGAUAUAUAGAUAAGUAUUAUAUGGUAUCUUUAAUUACUAUAAAACAUAUGGUAAUGGUUUUGGGUUGUUUAUUGUACUUUCAAUAUAUUACAGUUAUAUAUUUUAUUAUUUUUUAGUUAACUGCAAAUUGGUGAAGUAUAAUCUGUUUUCUUGCAUUAAAUGCUUAGUGAACUAUUAUUUUUAACAUUUUAGUUGUUACAGCUUUAAUUGCCUACCAUUCACUGUUUAACAGUAUUGGUACUUACUUAGGCACAAAUACUUUGUGUUAUUCUAGCAAAGCAAUAAUAAAAUGUUUAUAAAAAUAAGUACUUUUUUUUUCUCUGUUUUCUUAUUUCUUAAUUAUAAUUAUACUUGUAGGUCAUUAAUGUCUGUAUGUUUUUUUUUUUUAUCAGUAUGUAAUAUUUUUAUUCUUUCAAAUACCAAAUGACAAUAAAUUACACAUUACACUGCU
Nezara viridula (southern green stink bug) is the source of this 2259-nucleotide messenger RNA. Lineage: Eukaryota; Metazoa; Arthropoda; Insecta; Hemiptera; Pentatomidae. The record is from the annotation of a GenBank genome assembly.